This is a messenger RNA of Hypanus sabinus (Atlantic stingray), 3784 nucleotides long. RefSeq names its product interleukin-17A-like. The record is from RefSeq and is a predicted model, not a curated record. The transcript has 3 exons. Gene Ontology annotation, cellular component: extracellular region. Lineage: Eukaryota; Metazoa; Chordata; Chondrichthyes; Myliobatiformes; Dasyatidae. Bases 196 to 666 code for a protein of 156 amino acids. Gene Ontology annotation, molecular function: cytokine activity. Gene Ontology annotation, biological process: inflammatory response.
CCUGUCCAGGGUUGACGCGCUUUGAAACGACGCAAAACGCUGAAAACUCGGGGGUUUCCGCAAUCGAAACCACAAGGAGCGCCUAAAUAAAAGCUCCCCGGAGCGGGAGGCAGUUCUCACAGCCAGAGAGCAGCGACAAGUCUGCAGUCAAAAGACCACACGGGGUGAAAAUCGAGUUGGAGGAAGUCUGCAACAAUGACCUUACAGUUUCUGCAGGUGGAAUGGCUUGUGUGCCUCAUGUUGCUGUCAGUGGCUGUCCCAUCCAUUAUAGCCCGGCAUUCGUGUGUUGAACCCAGUGAGAAGCAUCUGUUGAACAAGCUGAAACAUUUGGGGUCCAACGCGCUGCAGUUCAUUCCUGGCAAAGAAUUCAAUGCCUCCCACAGUCAUACCUUGAGGAUUGGAGAACAGAGUACUUCCCCUUGGUCAUACAGAAUUAAUGAAGACAGUGCACGUUACCCAAGGAAGCUGAUGGAAGCGUACUGUUUGCACAAGGGCUGCAUCGGAGCCAACGGGAAGAUCAAUAACAGCAUAUUCAGCGUGCCGUAUCACACGUCCGUCAUAGUGCUGAGAAGGAUGUCAAAGUGCAAACACAAGACCUACGUCUACAAAAUAGCUGUGGAAAAGAUCGCAUUGUUUUGCAACUGUGUGUUGCGCAAAGAGCACUAGUCUUAGUGGAAUAUCUAAGAUCCCAGUAGAAAGAAUGUAGCCUUUUUUUUAAGGUUCAUGGAAAACCAUUUCUGUAGGCCAGCGAUAUUUUUUUUAAAAUGUGAAAUAUUUUGCUUUGUAAAGCCCCACUUUGCUUAUCCGACCCUCAGUGUCAGAAUGGUGAAUUGAAUUGAAAAUGGAACUGUCGCCCUCCCCCACCCACCUUACCAAGAUAUAUUAACAUUUCAUUGGCCCUACAUUCGACAAGGCUGAAGAUUUUAUCCUGCUCUUUUUUUUUGCAAAUUGCAGAGAGCUUUGUGCCUGGAAUAGACUGGUGGGCUAGUUCCCAUUUAAGAACUUGCUGAUUACUGUAGGCCUUCCUUUGGGAGCCUUUGCUGUCCCACUGUGUUUUCCUCAAAGAUUUGGGCCAUAAGUCAGAGCAGAAUUAGGCUAGUCUGCCCCACAAUUCUAUCAUGGCUGAUUAUAUCAUCUCUCAACCCCAUUCUCCUACCUUCUUUGUGUAACCUUUGAUGCCCUGAUAAAUCAAGAACCUAUCAACCUCUGCUGCAACUACACCCAAUGACUUGCCUCCACAGAUUUGCCACCCUAUUUCCCCGAAGCUCAGACCGUUCAUCACUGAGCAUCUUCUACCCAAUCUUUAUUCAUGUUGAGAAUGCAGUGACCAGAGGAAAAUGAGUAAGGUCCAUGUGACCUCAUGUUCAACAAAAUUUGGCAAUAGGGAGCUCCUAGACUAUAAAUGGUUUAUGAAGAACUUUUUCACCAUUUCCUUCACCAGCUGGCCAGUUACUGAAUGGGGAUCAUAUUAAAACCCCCUUUCACAGCAGUAGUGGGUGUAGCAUCAACAACUUCCAUUCAUAUUGUGCCUUGCACCAAACACAAGGUAAUUAGGGCAGGUGAGGAAGCACUUGGAUGAGAGAAGGCAAGAGAGAUGUGGGGAGGAAAAUCAAAAGGAUUGAGAGAAUGCACGCGCACGCGCGCACACACGCACACACACACACACACACACACACACACACUCACACACUCACACACUCACACACUCGCACACUCACACACACCUACCUACCUACCUGGAGGUCAGGCAGUGUCUGUGGAAAGGGAUAAAGAGUCGAUGUUUUGGGCCAAAACUCUUCAUCGGGUCUGAGAAGAGACUUGGCUACCAGUGGUAAUAUAAUCAUGUUCAGGCACACACAAGAAGCAAGAGGUAGAGAUGCUCAAACUUGGAAGGCUGCAGGGCCGAAACAAGUUGGCCAGGUCUUUUUUUUAAUUAAAAGAGUGUCCUUUCAAUUGGGGCGGCAAUGGAAAUCCAGUCAAGCGCUAGGAGUUUUGUGUUAGAUCUGAGUUUGUGUUGUAGGCUAAGCAACCUCCCUCGAAAUGUGAUUUACAAGGACAGCCAAGGCUGGAAACAAUGAUGGAAAAACUAGGCUGGCCUUCUUUUACUUUGGAAGAGAGGAGGCUAAUGUGACAAUUGAGAUGUAAAAGAAACAUUGAUAGAUGGAAAGCACCUGUUUUUGGAGUAAACUCCAGGGAGUGGGGAAGGACUUAAUGCAAUUGGCAAUGGAUUAUAGAGGAGUUGAAGUAAACUAGCUUCACUCAGUGAGUGGUGGUGAUUAGGAGCUCACUGCCUGAGAGGGUGGUGGGAGCAAAGGUAGUAAGAACCAUGUACUGGACCUACAGGGUCUAUGGACCAAGUUCUGGGAUUAGGCAGGGUAGUGUUUCCUUACCAGGGUGAACACACUAUACUCCCUGUAUUAAACGUUUUUGUUGAUUUAAGAUGGAGAUUGCACGGGGUUGGGUUGGAUUCCAAUGGCUGUGGGAGUAUGCAAAGGACAAAGUUUCCCAUGUUGGUGAACACCUCUGCAAAUCAUUGCAGGGUGAGUCUGGUGGGCAAUCACAGGCUCCUCUCUCCUGAUGCCUUGAUAAUUCCCUGUGCCCAAAACAAGCCAAAUUCUAAUCAGCCUUUGGAAAGGGUACAAAUAUGGCAUGGUCUUUGGCGGAACUUGUGAUCCAGCCAGUUCUUUGCAUUUUCUUGAAUUGUUGUAUGGUGGCUCCUUAAUUGCCUGAAUGAGGAAAGAACUUUGACCUUACCGCUGCAAACUAGACUGGAGCUCUACGAGAGAUGCAAAUACUCAAAGGGCAGAGAGCUGCGAUUUCCCUCCCCCCCCCCCCCCACCCCCCACUCCCUAAAUAUUUGACAUCUAAGAGCUAUUUGAUGCAGGUGCAGACUUGUGGUUUUUCAAGCAUGUGACUGUUUGCUCAUUAGUAAGAUCAGGCCUAGUUCUUCAAUGUUAUGAAGUUUGCUUCCAUUAGAUUAAACUACCAAUGAACUGACAUAACUUAAAGGUUAAUGCCCAGGUUUAAGUGUUAAUGAUAGUUCUGGCGGUAAACUCAUAGGGAAUCCCCCACAGAAGUUUGGAACUGAUUCCAACUCGGCCCACCCAGAGUGAAACCAGUCAGGUGAUCAAGUCAAAUGCCCCCUCCGCCUAACUUUUACUCUCCGUGAAAGUUAACUGAGAGAAGGAUCAAGUGGUUGCAAAGUCAACGACCCACCGUGUCAGGAAGGAGUUUCACCAGGCGUGUUAGGUUAAAAUUAGCACCUGGCUCCGCCCCACAUCCAAGAUUUAUAACCAUAGCUGUCACUACCAUGCGGAAGUAAAAUCACUUCAGGAACAUUUGCUCCAAUCUCUUGAAAGUGUAAUUAAAAUUCCACUGAAUGCUCGAUGUUGUUGUUUUCCACAUUUCCACACACAGGGAACCAAAUACACUAAUCCUCUGAUAUGUGGGUGAAGGGUUAUGUCUUUUUUUUAUAUUCUUGGUUGUUCCUUUGACUGAAUAUUAACUCUGGUUGUCUCUAUAAUCAAUGAACAAGUGAGCCAUGAUUGUGACAAAGAAAUAAUUGGUCUAAUAUUUCCUGGUAUAUACUGUUAAAGCAUUUCUUGCAGCCUGCGUUUAGACCGUCAUCUGUCCAGAAUGUCAUUGGAGGAUUUAAGAAUGCUGCCUAGAACUAAUGUCUGUACAACAUUCUCUGCCGUCCAUAUGGCGCAUAUUUUCAGUAAUGCUUUCAAAUGACAUGUGAUAUAAAAUCUGUCACUAUUAUAAUAAUAAACCAUGAAAUGGC